Argiope bruennichi is the source of this 2100-nucleotide messenger RNA. RefSeq names its product arrestin domain-containing protein 3-like. Gene Ontology annotation, cellular component: cytoplasm. Bases 128 to 1363 code for a protein of 411 amino acids. Gene Ontology annotation, biological process: protein transport. Lineage: Eukaryota; Metazoa; Arthropoda; Arachnida; Araneae; Araneidae. The record is from RefSeq and is a predicted model, not a curated record. The transcript is spliced from 8 exons.
CAUAGUUGUUUAGAUAUUAUUUUCUCCUUUUUUUGUUAUUACUUAGUGGUGUUUGAAAAUAUGAAUCAACAUCGCAGUAGUGUGUAAAAAUAGUCUACGUGAACUAGAUUUUUUUAAAGAAAAAAAUAUGGGAAAGUUACGAGUUUUUGAAAUCGUUUUUGACAACGGCAAAUCUGUUUACAAUCCAUCUGAACUUGUGAAUGGUAAAUGUAUAGUAGAUUUGAGAGGUGACAUGAAAAUGAAAACUUUACGAAUUUUAAUGCGAGGUGUUGCUAAAGUGCAUUGGACGGAAUCUAGGAGUACAGGCAAUCGACUUGGUGCCUAUACAGAACAUUACAAUGCUGAAAUAGAAUACUUUUUAAAAAGACAAGUUUUAUUUGGUUCUGAAACUGGUGAUGGACGAGAAGUAUUAACCGAAGGUCGUCAUGAGUUUCAUUUCUCUUUUCAGUUACCAUCUGGAGGUAUUUCAACUUCUUUUGAAGGAAAAUAUGGAAGUAUUCGAUAUUGGUUGAAAGCAGAAAUGGAAAAACCUUGGACUUUUAAUCACAAAGCCAAAAAAGCAUUUACUGUCAUUUGUCCCAUAGAUAUUAAUCGUUCUGAAUAUUUGGUACCUGUUGAGAACAACAUGGAAAAAGUUCUCUGUUGUUGGUGUUGCACAUCUGGUCCCAUAUCACUAUAUGCUCGAACUGACAGAAAAGGAUACUGCCCUGGUGAAUCUAUAGCCAUCACUGCAGAUUUUGAGAAUCUUUCUAGUCGUACCAUUAUACCUCAUGCAACUCUUCAUCAGACACAAACUUUUCUAGCUGGUGGAAAAUCUCGAACAAGACACAGCAAAUACACAAUUGUCACGGGUCUUGCCAUUCAACCUGGCAGAACCACAAGUUGGGAUGCUCAACUUCUUAAAAUCCCUGCUGUCACUCCUUCAAUUAUCAAUUGUUGUCUGAUACGUGUUGAUUAUGCUGUCCGUAUAUCUUUGCAAAUUCCAGGCGCUUAUAAUUUGAGCAUGGAUCUUCCGGUUCUUAUUGGAACUGUCCCAUUGCGUCCUGCCAAUUAUCGUCAUAUGACUCCAAUUCUUGAAAAUGGAAAUGAAAUCCCUGAGAGUCCAAUGUACUAUCAACCUGCUCCACCAUACAGUGAAGUGGAUAUGUCUUCGAUUCCAGUAGAACCUCCCCCAACUUAUGCUGAAUGUGUAGAAGGCUCUGUUGAUAUAGCAGAUGAAGAUGAUGAUAACAUAAUUGGGGAUACUCGAUUUACUCCAAUGUAUGCCUAUGUCCACAGUUACCAUCAUCAGCCCCCACCAGCUUAUUCAGAAAUUGAUCCUCAAAAUAGACAACAAUAUAGUUAUAGUUCAGAAAUUAGUUGAAGUUAAAUCUUUUCUGAACAUUCAUCUCAAGUUUUGCAGAGCCUUUUGUGUGAAUAUGGUAUUCACUUCGUGGUGGCGGUUGGUGAUUGUCUUGAAAAGUGCUGAUGAAUACAUUUUCUUGUGCUUAAUCAUUUAAAUGUUUUUUUUUGUUGUGAUUUAAAGUUUGGUUUAGCAUUGUGUGAAGCUUUUAUGUUUCUAAGAAAUAAUAAUAAUAAAAGUAAAUUUAGUUACCUUAUAUUGUUUAUGCUUUGCUUCACAGGAAAGUAUAAAUAUUUUAGAUGUGUCUUUGACUUUCUAAUUGUUGUAUUUCAUGCAGUUUACAAAUUCUAUUUUUAAAAAAGCUUUUUACUGUUUCAUUUUAAUAACUAAUAAAAACUUUUUAAAUAUAAUUUGGAAUUUAAGUACGAACAAAAAUUUUGGGAUUCCUUAUGUUAUGUUUUAUUCAAGUAUUCAGAGCACAAAUUAUUUAUUCACUGUAACGCAUUGUGCAUAAAGAGUGUUCAUAGAUGUCUGUUGAGAAUAUGUUGUAUUUGUAUCUCAGUAAAUAGAGUUAUAAUACUGUCUGUUAGUAAAUGUUUUACUAAUAUUGCAUAUAAACUCUGAAUGUUGUUGAAAAUAUUCAGUAUGAAAACGACUUGAUUAUCCUUCCAAUUUUUCACAGAGUGAUAAAAAAAAUUAGUAGCUAAUUGCUAGUUGCUUAUUUACAUUUUUUUAUAUGUAUUGGUAGUAAUAUAUCA